CCUCGAAAACGAGGCAAUAUGGCCGACUAAAGAAAUUGAAGUCCUCCUUAGGUGCUAGUGUUGUGGUUUUAUACUGAUUGCAGCAAAACGGUAACCUCAAGUCAGUUAAAAGUACAAAGGCGAAGACUGCCAUACUAUGUCACCAUGUAGUGCUGCAGUCUCUAUGGAAAUGGGGCUGUUAGCCUAUACUUGAGUCACAGUUGGGCCCAGUGUCACAUACUUACAAACCCUGGCAUAACUGCAACCUUAUUACUGGGUCUCAGAACCACACCAGAGCUUUGUGGGUGCAUACUUAACAUUCAUGCAUGUGGGCCUUUUUCUACUGGCAGCGUCCACUUCCUUUCCAUCCCCUGGUAUCUAACAAGCUCCUAGUAGACCAGAUGAAACUACAGCAGCUUGGUCUUGUCUUGUGUUGAGCACUGUUUGCAUCAAGUGUUUCCUAGCUUGGUUUGUGGCACCCUCUAUAUAUGGUGUCACCAUGAGGUUCAAUGCUAAGGAGAUGGCAGCACUGGCCAAGGAACCCAAGGACAAGUUUGACCAAGAGGGGGUCCUAUGGGUGAAAGAAAAACAGGAAGGAUUAUUCCGAAAAGGGGAAGUUUAUGUGCAGAGAUGGUGCCGACUGCGUGGAAAUGUCCUGUUUUACUUCAAAUCUAAAGAGCCAACAUCAGAACCUUAUGGUGCAAUUAUUCUUGAGAGAUGUACAGUUGAACUAGAUCUCAAGGAAGAAAUGCAGUUCUCUUUCCAAAUUGUGUUUGAGGGUGAUGACAGAGUCCAGUUUUUUGCUGCCCGUACAGAAGAAGAGCGAGAUGCAUGGAUUGAAGUCCUCCACAUAGCCAGCUAUGAGUGUCUCAAGAUGCAGUUGGAGAGUCUCCGUGAGCAGAUCAGGAAUAAAACUGGGAAGGAUCCCAUUGAUGACCCCGACCCCACAGUACUAGAGGAUAACACAGAAACAGGUAGGACAAAUCAGUACUCUUCUUUUGGUUUUAAAUUUUUUUCUUAAUUGAUGAAGAGAUGCCCCUGGC
Lingula anatina is the source of this 1022-nucleotide messenger RNA. RefSeq names its product inositol polyphosphate-4-phosphatase type I A. Gene Ontology annotation, molecular function: phosphatidylinositol-3,4-bisphosphate 4-phosphatase activity. Gene Ontology annotation, cellular component: cytoplasm. Lineage: Eukaryota; Metazoa; Brachiopoda; Lingulata; Lingulida; Lingulidae. The record is from RefSeq and is a predicted model, not a curated record.